CUCCUUCAGCUCACAAUUAUCAUUUGCAAACACGCCUAAUGAGUUCGGCGGGUGUCGAGCAUCGAUUCGCAGAACUAUUUCAUUAUACCAGUGGUCGCUGGCUCUGGGACGAAGAAAAGCAAAAGGGCGAUCGAUUCGCUGCUUUUAAUGUACCGGAACUUCAAAGAGUUGCUGCAAAGAGCAUUGGAGCAAACGAAUGUAUUGCAAUCACGAAACUAGCCGAGGGAUCCUUCAACAAGACUUUCAAACUCCGGAUGAAUAACGGAACAAAUGUCAUUGCGAGAAUUCCCCACCCAAUUGCAGGUCCGCAGUACUACACUACGGCAUCCGAAGUCGCAACGAUGGAUUUUGCCCGCAGUGUGCUAGAAAUCCCAACUCCGAAAGUGUAUGCGUGGAAUGCGGAUAAAAACAAUCCCGUUGGCUCUGAAUACAUAAUUAUGGAAGAAGCCCGUGGCACACAAUUAGACGAUAUAUGGAACGACCUUUCUCUGGAAGAAAGGAUAGUGAUUAUGAAAGACCUUGUAUCGAUAGAGAAGAAAAUGCUUUCCGUAUCGUUCAAUAGAUACGGAAGCCUGUACUACGCCACCCAAAAUAUACCAGGCGCUGCAAUGGCAGAAGUGGUGAGCGAUGUGCCAGAAGAAGUCAAAAACACUGUGAUGCGUCGCUUUGCAAUCGGCCCUGUUGUAGAGAGAGAUUAUUGGAACAACGAACGGGCUACGAUGGAUAUUGACCGCGGGCCGUGGAAAUGUGCUCAAGACUACGUCACCUCGCCAGCUCGUCGAGAGCUGCAAUGGAUUAAGCAUUAUGCGGUUCCCAAAACCCCGGACGAUCCAUUGAUAACUUCUGUGACACAAAAUUCCCCCGAUAGCCACCUUUCGCUGCUUCAGAAGUACCUAGAGGCUGCCCCAUUUCUCCUCCCGGAUGAUCCUGCUAUUGUUGCGCCUCAUAUAUGGCAUACGGACCUCCAUUCAGCAAAUAUCUUUGUGGACCAGGGACAUAUCUGCAGUGUGAUCGAUUGGCAAGGAACGUGGGCAGCACCGUUGAUACUUUGUGCGCGCCACGCCCGGCUGGUUGAUUAUCAAGGGGAGAUUAUCUUAAAGGCUCCCGCCAACUUCAACGAUCUUGAACCGGAUGAGAAAAAUAAAAUAAGGAGACAGAUGAGCAGCUCGAUAAUUCUUUACCUCUACGAGAAGCAAAUCGCAAAGGAAGCGCCCCUGCUGAACAAAGCUCUUCGCUUUAGUCAUGGUCGAACAAGAUGCGAUCCUAUCCAUUUUGUUGGCGACACGUGGGAUGAUGAUAUAUUUCCUUUACGAGAAUCCUUGAUCCGAGUAGAGAGGUAUUGGGACGAAUUGGGAUUUGACUUUCCAUGUCCUAUACACUUUACAGAGGAUGAGGUUUGCGCUCAUGCGAAAGACGGUGAAGGUUGGAAUGACGUUCAAGAUUUCUGGAGUUCCGUUGCAGGUAUUGUUUCGAGGGACGGAUGGACUCCUAAUCAUCUUUACAAUGAUGCUGUUGCUCUUUUUCAAGAGUUGAGAGAGAUCGGUCUAAAGUCCUUGGUGGACAAGGAGAGAGUGGAGUUUAAAAAUCAGACUGAGUGGAUUGAAACGCAUUCUCGGGAUCACAGAGUUUGAAAUGGGGCACAUUUUGCAUGAAAUAUUGUUUUAAAUGGAUUACUGAUUUGAACAGUCAUUAAAGCCUCGGAUACUUUACUACAGGUAGGAUUAUAGGAUG
Molecule: messenger RNA, 1731 nt
Organism: Xylona heveae TC161
Lineage: Eukaryota; Fungi; Ascomycota; Xylonomycetes; Xylonales; Xylonaceae
Product: phosphotransferase family protein
Exons: 5
Coding region: 39-1631 (530 amino acids)
Cellular component (GO): mitochondrion
Source: RefSeq, a predicted model, not a curated record